AUGCUUGCUGUCCCUCUACUCUCACCUUUCACAACGCCUUCAUCAAAGCGACGUAAGGUUGCCGCAGAGCUGCGCAAAGCUGGAGGCAACAAGGGCUUAUACUUCCUCAAAACCUCACCUCCCCGAAGGCCAAAGAUAGGAAAACGAUACGGUCAAUCUUCGUUGCCCGGCCUGCUGCAACCUGGUUUUUUUACAUCGCCCUCCUCUCCCUCGCCUCCAAGACUGUCGCCCUCCCGAUCCCUGCAAGCAGACUCGCAAGGAAGCGCAAACGAACAGUCAUCGACAGAAGACUGGAGAUCGACCACGGCCACGAGCUCUCCGACCGUUACGGACGGCGAGUCGACCCAGGACACCACCUGUUGGCAGAUGUCCUCGUCCAACGGCCGGGCGGCCGGCCAGCCCGCCGCUAGUGAUCCCCAGAAGGAAGAUGUGUCGAUGGCAGACAGCGGCUCACAGGAAAACUCUCACGCCGCUACACCGGCCAUCAAGAGACCAGCUGCUGAAAUGGGGUCUGACGAGCACGACACUGUGAUGCAGAUGGAUUCGUUUACCGCCCACGAAGACAACAGCAAGUCAGGCACCGCCUUGAACAAGAAGCAAAGCGAGCGUCUGAACCGGCACCAGCGUGAUGCGUCUGUGGACAUGGUUGGAAAGGAGCCCGAAGCUGAAUCGCUCAAGGGAAACUCGAAAAACUCUUCUGAGGCCGGCGGUUCGGGGUCUGAUCACCCCUACCCUUCACCAUCAACCAUAUCAUCCUAUACCGCAUCAAACAGCGAGCCGGCCUAUUCCUCACAUUCCUCACACGACAGCCCGUCCAUCGACGAACAGGUCGCCCAGGUGAUGCAGUUGAUGCAGCAGAGCCCCGCUGAUAAGCAAAAGGGCUACAUUGUCUCCGCCACCUGGCUGAAGAGAGUUCUCUCGAGGAGUUCGACUCUUCCACGGCCGGACAAGGCCGAUAAGCUAGCGGCUGAAGGAGAAAUCGGCCCUGUUGACAAUUCAGACCUUGUUCUAGUCACCGAUCCAGAGACUAUUUUCAAUGAUGAAGCCGGCAAGCCGUUUGUUCCCAUGCGCCCCGGCCUUCAGAUGGGCGAGGACUACGAAAUCUUGCCAGAGGAGGCUUGGAACCUAGUGAUGAAAUGGUAUGGCCUGUCAAAGGACUCUCCUGCCAUCGUUCGAUAUGCGCAUAACACAAACACUGAAGGAGACAUGGAGCACAUUCAGUACGAGCUCAAUCCUCCGAUAUUCUCUAUCCUGAAACUUUCUUCAAAUCCUACAGAGGCAGAAAAGUCUCAGCCUCCUGUCAGGUUCCUCGCCAGCCGACAUACCCCUUUUCAGCAGUGGCUGAAAACUGCAAAGAGCCUUGCAUCCAUCGACAUGUCAACCAAGACCCGCGUUUGGAGGAUCUUGGAGGGCCUUGGUAGCUCUACCAAUGUAACUCCGGCCACGUCAAGAAGUGCAUCCCCUGCACCUGGGACUACAGUUAGCGCAAAGAUUCCCACGUCAAUCUCCCUAGGUCUUGAUACUUUCGUGGCUCUCACCGAAGGCUCCCAGCGAGAGCUAGUGGACGUCAAGGACCAAACAUCGAAUCCAAAUUACAACGGCAAGACAUCUAUUCACGUCAUUGGACUGGGAAGCGACAAUGUUAUCGUCCUCGAGGAGCAAGUUGGAGGCCCAGCUGGUGGAGAAUGGUUGUCUGAAACCUCAAAGUCGAGCUCCAAUCUGACAGUGGGCGCGGGAGCUAAGGCAAACAUCCAAAACAGACUAAAGUCCAAGAGCUCUUCAGGCAGUGGAAGAACAUCACCUGCUCCCUCUAUCGUUACUCGAGGAAGACGGCGUAAGGACGGCAAAGCACGAGGAGUCACAGGUCUAAGCAACCUAGGGAAUACCUGCUAUAUGAACUCUGCACUACAGUGUGUUCGCAGCGUUGAAGAACUGUCUCAUUAUUUCUUGCUGGGCGAAUAUAAAAAGGAUCUGAAUCCGAAUAACCCUUUGUCUCACAAUGGGGAAGUUGCCAAGGCAUAUGCAAAUCUUCUCCAACAAAUAUUUGACGCCCAGGGUUCAGCGUCGUUUGCUCCCCGGAAUUUCAAGGUCACCAUUGGGAGAUAUGGCCCGUCAUUCUCUGGCUACGGUCAGCAAGACUCUCAAGAGUUCCUACUUUUCCUUCUGGAUGGGCUGCAAGAGGAUCUGAACCGGAUCCAGAAGAAACCGUACAUCGAGAAACCGGAUUCCACGGACGAAAUGGUUCAUGACAAAGCUGCUCUCCAGCGCUUCGCUGACCGAUGCUGGGAAAUUUACAAGGCAAGGAACGACAGCGUGAUUACGGAUUUGUUCUCUGGGAUGUACAAGUCUACUGUUGUCUGUCCGACCUGCGACAAAGUCAGUAUAAUCUUUGAUCCGUUCAACAACCUGACUCUUCAGAUACCGAUUGAGAACACCUGGAGCCAUAAGAUCAUGUUCUUUCCUCUGCACAAGCCGCCUGUGAAUGUGGAAGUGGACAUUGACAAGAACUCAAGCAUCAAAACGGUGAAACAAUACGUUGGCCAAAAGAUGAACGUAGAUCCGGACCGACUGGUGAUGGCCGAGAUAUACAAGAACAAAUUUUACAAGCUAUUUGACCACUCUCAGAGUAUUGCGGACCACCAAAUCGGCGAGGGCGAUACUAUCGCAAUGUAUGAACUCGACAGCGUCCCGACCAGCUAUAACCCCGACAAACCACAUCGAUUCCGGUUCUCAUCCGAGGAGCCCACCGGCUUUGACUCACACAAAGGCGACCGAAUGCUGGUCCCAAUAUACAACCGGAGUAGAUUCCGACGCGGCUUCAACCACAAUCAACGGUCAUUCUUUGGAGUACCGCUCUACGUAGUGAUCACACGUGAUGAAGCGUAUGAUUACGAUGCAGUUCUGCGCAGAAUCCUAUCACGCGUAGCCAACCUCACCACUCGUGACAUACUCCGGGAGGACGAUGGGUUUGGCAUGAUCAGGACGGCUUCUGCGGAAGAUUCAGAUACCGUCGUCACCAACGAGGAGGACACGCAGCCGUUCGAUCAGCCGAUCAAGGCCAGCUCUGUCGAAGGAGAAGAUGGACUUGUGGAUGUGUCCAUGCGUGAUGCUGAUAACACUGUUUCUCAGGAGGAGGCGGCAACUGGCAAGGGUUCUGACGAGAUUCCUCCCGUUCUGCGGCCCGGCAGCUUCAUCCCGCCCAUGCUUCGCAACCUGUUCGAUAUCAGGUACGUCAGCUCAGGCGAUACGGAGCUCCCGGGAUUCUCCACCAUGAACGAGUCCCGCGAUUACCCCCUAGUGCUGUCCCGCGUUCCCGAGGGCGUGAACAGCAGGGGUGGCGCAGGGCAGAAAGGAAAGGCGGGUUUCGGGCUCCCGUCGGACAACGCGAGUGCAGUUAGCAGUGAAGACGAGCUGAGCGGCCCGGCCCAGCCUGUGAAUGUGAUGCGCGCGCGGGCCGACGACGACGUGUCCAACAAUUCCAGCUCAGCGGAGACGAAGGACGACAGCGCCUCCGAGACGGACUCUGACAGGCUGGCGGACGCAGCAAGCCUGCUGCGAGCGGGCAAGGCGGAGAAACGGAAGCAAAAGGCGCCCCAGCGAAGACUCCCUUACGUCAGGCCGGGGGACGUGAUCGUGCUAGACUGGAGUGAGGAGACGUACGAUGCCAUCUUCGUGACGACGAAGCGCCAGCUGCGGUCCAGGAAGAAGAAACGGGGCAUCACGCUGGACGAGUGUCUGGACGAGUUUGGGCGCGAGGAGAUCCUGUCGGAGAACGAUGCGUGGUACUGCCCUCGAUGCAAGGAGCACCGGCGGGCGAGCAAGAAGUUCGAGCUGUGGAAGUCUCCGGACAUCCUGGUGAUGCAUCUGAAGCGCUUCAGCGCGAAUCGAAUCUUCCGGGACAAGAUUGACGCCGUGGUCGACUUCCCCCUCGAGCUGGACAUGACCGGCAGGAUCCAGAUGCCGGGAGAGGGCGAGAGUAUGAUCUACGACCUGAUCGCGGUGGACAACCACUACGGAGGCCUGGGCGGCGGGCACUACACUGCCUAUGCCCGCAACUUUGUCGACGGCCUCUGGUAUGAAUUUAAUGGGGUAGACUCCCACGUGACCAUGAAGCGCGACCCGGCGAGCGUGGUGACAAGCGCGGCGUAUCUGCUGUUCUACCGGCGACGGUCCAACGGCCCGCUGGGGGGCGAUUUUUUAGCGAAGCUUACAGAGCUGGCUCACGACCGAAACAGCGACUCUGAGUCGGGGGGUGAGUCACGCUCCGGCAGCCGCCCCGCGUCCGCGUCCGGGUCGGGGGAAGGCAAGCGUCUCGGUGGGCUCUCCCGCAAUGGGUCGUCGAGCGCUUUACGCGGAGCCGCAGCAACUCGCCAGUCGGGAGAUGGUGGUUUGCUAACAGGAACCCAAGCGAAGAGCGGCAGUAGCAGCAGCAGCAGCGGCAUCGACCGGAGCGUCCGCCUGCCUCACCUGGAGGGCAUGGAGGAAGAAGAAGAAGAAGGAGGAGAAGAAGAAGGGGACGGAGAGGACGAAGGGUUCGGGGGCUCGUUCCGCGCGGGCAGCGCCAUCUACGCGCAGCAGCCGAGCUGGUCGUACGACCGGCUGGCCAACCACGCGGGGGAGGACGACGAGCUGGAGGGCAACACCUUCCCGCCGCCGGGCUCGAUCUACGGCGACGACGACAACGACGACGCCGCCAGCACGCAGGCGGAGCGCGGCGAGGGCGACCUGAGCGAGUUCGACCGGUGCUUCGACCUCGACGCGGCGGACGACACGGGGAUGGUGUUCUCCAGCAUGCUGGACGAGGACGAGCAGCACGCGCGGGGGCUGAUCGAGAGCAUCCCGGCCGGCGACUACGACGACAGCCCGGCCGUGGUGGAGGUGCGGGUUGGCGACGACGAGUAG
Messenger RNA from Microsporum canis CBS 113480, 4902 nucleotides. Its product is annotated as ubiquitin carboxyl-terminal hydrolase 12. Gene Ontology annotation, molecular function: cysteine-type deubiquitinase activity. The coding region runs from base 1 to 4902 and encodes 1633 amino acids. Gene Ontology annotation, biological process: protein deubiquitination. The record is from RefSeq and is a predicted model, not a curated record. Lineage: Eukaryota; Fungi; Ascomycota; Eurotiomycetes; Onygenales; Arthrodermataceae. The transcript has 5 exons.